Molecule: messenger RNA, 555 nt
Organism: Acanthamoeba castellanii str. Neff
Lineage: Eukaryota; Discosea; Longamoebia; Acanthamoebidae
Product: ADPribosylation factor 1, putative
Exons: 4
Coding region: 1-555 (184 amino acids)
Biological process (GO): intracellular protein transport; vesicle-mediated transport
Cellular component (GO): cytoplasm
Molecular function (GO): GTP binding; GTPase activity
Source: RefSeq, a predicted model, not a curated record
AUGGGACUUUCGCUCACCAAGAUGCUGGCCACAUGGUGGUGGUAUGGAGAGGAGGUCAGAGUCCUCAUGGUGGGUUUGGAUGCUGCCGGUAAGACUACCAUUUUGUACAAGAUGAAGUUUGGUGAGGUCGUACAGACAACCCCGACCAUCGGUUUCAACGUCGAGACGGUCGAGUACAAGAACUUGAAGUUCAACGUGUGGGACGUCGGCGGUCAGGACAAGAUCAGGAAGCUGUGGCGUUUCUAUUAUGAGAACGCUCGCGGUAUCAUCUACGUCGUGGAUGCCAACGAUCACACUCGAGUCGAGCAGGCCAAGGGCGAACUCGACGUUCUCCUCAACGAACCCCUUCUCAGGGACGCUUCGUUGCUCGUCUUCGCCAACAAGCAGGAUCUGCCCCAGGCGCUGUCCGUCGCAGAGAUCACAGAGAAGCUGGGCCUCAACAACGUGAGGGGCCGCCAGUGGAAGGUCCAGGGCUCCAUCGCCACCAGCGGCGAGGGCCUCUACGAGGGUUUCGACUGGCUCGCGAACAACCUCCCCGCCGCCACCGCUUCCUAG